Molecule: messenger RNA, 561 nt
Organism: Adineta ricciae
Lineage: Eukaryota; Metazoa; Rotifera; Eurotatoria; Adinetida; Adinetidae
Source: the annotation of a GenBank genome assembly
AUGCAGGCAAGCAUUCGACUUGUGUCUAUUGUUGUUAGUGUUCUGUACGGUGCAUCCCUCGUUCUCUAUGCUGUUAGUAAUGGACUUCCAGACUGGUUUUGGACCAUUGGCGAAGGUGUUACUAUAGCAACUGGUCUGUGGCGAACAUGUGUAACUAGUGUUGGUACAACUGUGUGUGGCGAUUUUAAAUGUGUAUCGAGUAGCGAUACGACUGGUGUGUGCGAAAGAGUGAUGGUAGGUCGAGCUUUCAUGGCAUUGGCUUGCAUCUUAUCUGGCAUCUGUACUAUAGCGUUUUUUAUUUUUGGAGCUAUGAAGGAUCGUCACCACCGCUUAUUACUACUGUUCUUCAAGAUUUUCGGUUUCGUCUGUCUUGUCAUGGGUAGUAUCGGUGUAGGAGUCGGCGGUAGUAUUUUACAGGUACUAAAUGAAAAGGCGGACGUAUUCCGAUUGGGUGCAGCUGCAAUCUUAGGUAUUAUUGCUGUAGUUUUCAAUCUUGUUGCUGCUAUUGCAGCAUUAUUUGCUAAAACCUCACCGACAGGAAUACAAUACGAACAGUCUUAA